Silurus meridionalis is the source of this 1370-nucleotide messenger RNA. It is a transcript of the gene gosr2, whose product is annotated as golgi SNAP receptor complex member 2. The coding region runs from base 186 to 824 and encodes 212 amino acids. Gene Ontology annotation, cellular component: endoplasmic reticulum membrane; Golgi apparatus; late endosome membrane. NCBI's taxonomy places the organism in Eukaryota, Metazoa, Chordata, Actinopteri, Siluriformes, Siluridae. Gene Ontology annotation, biological process: intra-Golgi vesicle-mediated transport; vesicle fusion. The transcript is spliced from 6 exons. Gene Ontology annotation, molecular function: SNAP receptor activity; SNARE binding. The record is from RefSeq and is a predicted model, not a curated record.
GGAACGUACGCGAACGUAAGACGUAGAUUACGCCUGUUUCCGUUGACGUGUUUCUGUCGGUUCUGCAUUUCGUUUUGUGACUGAAACGAAAGGAAACAAGAGGAAGUUUCCUUCCUUUAAAUUUAUCGUUUAUUCUCAGUUAUUAUUUAUUUUUUUAUUCUCACGGAUCGAGUUUGGGUCAGAAAAUGGAGACUCUUUACCACCAAACUAACAAACAAAUCCAGGAGAUCCAGUCCAAUAUGGGGCGACUGGAGACAACCGAGCGACAGUCUGUUCACCUGGUUGAAAAUGAACUGCAGGCCAGAAUUGAGCACGUCUUCACUCAUCUGGAACGUCUCGAGAUCUUGGCUGGGAAAGAACCACCGAACCGCCGUCAGAACGCCAAACUGCGCGUGGAGCAGCUGAAGUACGACAUGCAGCAUUUACAGUCAGCCCUGAGAAACUUUCAACAGAGACGAUACACACGUGAGGCUCAGGAGAGGGAAAGGGACGAGCUGAUGAGUCGCACGUUCACCACCAACGACAUGGACACGUCCAUCCCCAUAGACGACACUCUUCAGUUUAAUUCUAACCUGCAGAGUGCACACAGGGGCAUGGACGACCUUCUCGGCUCCGGAGCGAGCAUUCUCAACGGCCUCCGCGACCAGAGAAGCACGCUGAAGGGUACCCAUAAGAAGAUGCUCGACGUGGCCAACAUGUUGGGGUUGUCCAACACGGUGAUGCGUCUGAUCGAGAAACGAGCCACUCAGGAUAAAUUCAUCAUGGUAGGAGGAAUGCUAAUCACCUGCGUCGUCAUGUUCCUGGUUUUUAAAUACCUGAGCUGAAUUUUUCUUGCCUCAAAUGGACUAAUAACUGGAAAGAAAAAAGCCUGAAUGUAGAAUGGAUCUUCGGAUCCUUUGGUCUCAGAACAGACUAAUUUUUUUUUUCCAUGGGAUUAAAUCCACAAGAUGAUCUUUGAGAUUCUGGUCUCUAUGAAGGUUUUCUACUACAUCCAGAUCUGGUGACUAGGAAGACCACAGAACUUAUUAUGAUUGAGAUAUCUUGGGUGCAUUAUUUUCCUGGAAUUAAAGGCCAUCGAAGGACCAGGACAUUGGUGGCCAUGAAGGAAUGCAGCAAUACUCAUUCCACACCAUUAUACCAUCACUGGCCUGGAUGGUUGGCACCAGAAUUCUGAAUGUGCCUCAGCAGAAAAUUGAGAUUGAUCAGAUCAACACUCUUCAACUGUCCAGUUUUGGUGAACUCGUGCCAAUGGGAGCCUCCUAGCAUUUUGUUUUUUUUGUCUUCUGCUGCACAAUCAUUCCGAUUUUUUUCCUCUAUACUGAUAGAACAUCAUAAUCUCUCAACGAUCUAAUAAAUAACUGCAUGAACGA